GCCCUCGCCCUCGCUCUCGCUCUCGCUUCACACUACGGCAGUGGGAAGAUGAGGAAAGCCCCGCGGUCGUCGCCUGCGGCCGGCGAACCGGAUCCCGCAACCAUCGGCGGAGCUCGAGUCCUAUCUACGUCGGCGAGGAAGAAGGGGGUGGGGCCGCGGACGUGGCUGGUCGUCGAUGCGGCUGGGGAGGCGCGGGUGGUGGAGGCCGGGAAGCACGCCAUUAUGCGACGGACGGGGCUUCCGGGGCGCGAUCUUCGCAUCCUCGACCCGCAACUCGCGUACCCCUCCACCUUGCUGGGCCGCGAGAGCGCCGUCGUAGUCAACCUCGAGCACAUCAAGGCUAUCGUCACCGCCACCGAGGUGCUCCUCCUCAGCUACAGUGACCCCGACGUGGCGCCCUUCGUCCACGAGCUCCAACGGCGACUCGCCGGUCGCCAUCACGGGCGCGACCAGGAUGGUGGAAACGGAUGCAGUGCGGAUUUAGCUAAUAUGUACAGUAUGGAGAGGCCAAACUCGAGGAACGGAAACCAGCAUCAAGUUCCUAAUGAUCCCAAAUUUCCUGGAGAUCUCCCUUCUAAUCAAGAUGCUGGGAAGAAGGCAAAGGGAGAGAUGGUUUUGAGUCCUGGUCAAAGGCAUCUCCCCUUUGAGUUUGUUGCACUAGAAGCAUGUUUAGAGGCAGCUUGCAGCAGCCUUGAGAAUGAGUCGUCAAAAUUGGAGAAAGAAGCACAUCCAGCCUUGGAUAAGCUGACAUCAAAGAUUAGUUCACUUAAUUUGGAACAUGUUCGUCAAAUCAAAAGCCGAUUGGUUGCCAUAAGUGGACGUGUUCAGAAGGUAAGAGAUGAACUAGAACACCUACUGGAUGAUGACGAAGAUAUGGCCGAGAUGUAUUUGACAGAAAAGAUGAUGCGGCAAGAUGCCUCUGAUGGAUCUUCUCAUUCUUCUUUAUACGGCCACGGCAAUGGCAUAGAUGAUGACAGAGCAUGUGCUGAAAUUUUAUCCGAGGACAAUGAUAUUGAAACCAGUCGUCAAGGCUACUCUAAGAACAUUAGUCGUCAUUAUCGCGUGCCCGAAGCCAUAGCUAUCAACCGUGAUAACCAAGCAACUCGUACAUACAGUACGAGAAGCAGCAGCAAACAUCUCGAUGUGCAAGAACUUGAAAUGCUGUUAGAAGCAUACUUUAUUCAGAUUGAUAGCACACUGAACAACUUAUCCACGUUGCGGGAAUACGUCGAUGACACAGAGGAUUACAUCAACAUAAUGUUAGACGACAAGCAGAACCAGCUCUUACAAAUAGGCGUGGUGCUGACCACCGCAACCUUGAUUGUGAGUGUAUUUGUGGCUAUUGUCGGUGUGUUUGGCAUGAACAUUCAGGUCAGUCUGUUCGACGAGAAGAAGUCUGGCACGACUGAGUUUUUGUGGACCAUUGGAGGCGGAACCAUUGGUAGUGUCUUGCUCUAUGUGAUCUCCAUUGCUUGGUGCAAACGCAGACGAUUGCUGGAGUAGAUUGCACUGCCUGUCUCUCAGUUAAACUGUGUCUGUGUCUAUGAGGACUAUGCAACGUGCAGUAGUUGUUAGUAGUUAGUAGCUACGAAAGUUGUAUUACUUGGUGGUGUCAAAUGGGCCGAACCGCCUGUGAUCCAGUCCAGCCCUGCACGAUUUGGGCUGUGCCCGACACAGCCUGGCAAGAGCUGUGAUGUGUAAAUGAAUUAAUUAUGGAAAACUUGUUAUUAGGCAUCAUUUUUAACCACUUUAUCAUGUGCA
Messenger RNA from Zingiber officinale, 1761 nucleotides. Its product is annotated as magnesium transporter MRS2-3-like. The coding region runs from base 49 to 1503 and encodes 484 amino acids. The record is from RefSeq and is a predicted model, not a curated record. Gene Ontology annotation, cellular component: membrane. Lineage: Eukaryota; Viridiplantae; Streptophyta; Magnoliopsida; Zingiberales; Zingiberaceae. Gene Ontology annotation, biological process: magnesium ion transport; transmembrane transport. The transcript is spliced from 6 exons. Gene Ontology annotation, molecular function: magnesium ion transmembrane transporter activity.